GCUUCAAGCUUCAAUUUGUCAGUCGUGUGAUCAUCAAUACAGUUGCGACCUUUCCGUUGGUAGCGAAUAACUGAUUCGUGAUAUCAAAUGGCAAAGUGCAGUGCCACAAGCUUGGCACGAUGUCGUACAAUUUUCAUUGCCAGUGGGACACCACAAGUUCACGACCCUUAUUAACGAGAUUCCGAUGUUGUCCUAUAAGUAUUUUUCAUGUCGGAACUAGAAGAAUCUCUCUAUGCUCUUGACUGGAGUGACUGUAUAGGAGUUGUAAUCAUUACCCUGAUAAUCUAUGACUAUAUGCUUCAGCUCGAGAAAGAGGUCACGUUUGUUUGGGAAAGACAGAUGUCGGUGAUGGCAUAUCUAUACCUUGUUGUUCGAUAUUUUGGUAUUGUCCUUGCAAUGAUUUUCGGCAUUUGGGGAGGUCUAAUUUAUAUGCCUGAAGCAGUGAGUUACGGUAUACUUGUGUUCAUGCAGUGGGGUCUGUCUGGAUAUUUUUGCUUGGCGGAAGUCAUUCUCAUCUGGCGUCUUUAUGCUCUAUACAACCAAUCCAGGCGCAUACUUUAUGUGCUACUUGGGUUGUUCCUACCUGUCGUCGCGCUAUAUAUAGGGAUGGAUAUAUUUUUGUGGAGUCGACCGUCAGCGGUCUCAGUGCAGGAAAUAGUAGUAACUCCAAACUUGAAGUACUGCGCGGCUUCCUUCCACAUUGGGCCUAUGCCUGCGAUAUAUGCUUCCAUCCCCAUCAUAUGCUACGAUAUUUUUUUGGUUGUUCUCGCCAUUGUCGUCCUCGUGAAGCAUCUGAAAGAACGAAAGGAACUUGAAAUGAAGCCCAACACCUACGUAGUAAUGAUCGUCCGAUAUCAUGUCAUAUACUUUAUCCUGAAUCUGGCAAGUCAAAUCAGCAUAGUGACAUUGUGGGCCAACAUUCCGACAGCGGAGCGGUAUCUCGUAAUAUUGUUCAAGGAUACCGCGCCAUUGAUCAUUGCGCCACGCCUUAUCAUCAGCAUCUGGGAUACGCAUGCCAACGACAACUGCAUCCAUGUCAGUACAACGUUUGAGGAAUGCGUCUGUUGGACUUCGCCACCGGCAUUGGAGCAGCCCGAGAUUGACACCUGCGUGUGAUCUUUCAAAUUGAAGGAGGUAGAGUGAGGUCCAUACUUGCCCCUGACUAGCGUCCGCCUCAAAUACCUAUUCAACUAAAUGCUUGUCUCUAGACUCAG
Suillus subalutaceus is the source of this 1214-nucleotide messenger RNA. RefSeq lists its product as uncharacterized. NCBI's taxonomy places the organism in Eukaryota, Fungi, Basidiomycota, Agaricomycetes, Boletales, Suillaceae. The transcript is spliced from 14 exons. Bases 208 to 1116 code for a protein of 302 amino acids. The record is from RefSeq and is a predicted model, not a curated record.